Messenger RNA from Kuraishia capsulata CBS 1993, 1773 nucleotides. RefSeq lists its product as uncharacterized. Gene Ontology annotation, molecular function: mannosyltransferase activity. The record is from RefSeq and is a predicted model, not a curated record. Bases 1 to 1773 code for a protein of 590 amino acids. NCBI's taxonomy places the organism in Eukaryota, Fungi, Ascomycota, Pichiomycetes, Pichiales, Pichiaceae. The transcript has a single exon.
AUGGGAUUGAAGGCCACAUUUUCAACCCUGAGCCCCCGGAUAAAAUUCCGGGUGGCGGUGAUCAUGACAGUGUUGGUAAUCACAUUGUUCAUCUCUACCUCUUUCGAAGCCAGUUCAGACUCCUGGUCGGAUGCCCUGAAACAGUCCAAGCUUAAGAACCUGUUGAGCGUCUACGCUUAUGGCGAUCUAAACUCAAAGGACAUUACCGGAACCCCCAUCAGCGAGAAAUUCUCCUCGGCCGAGUUCAAGAAUAUCACUGUGGAGAGUUUUGUGGGUAAUCUUGACAUCUCGGAGUUGACGAUCUCGAACUACGACCAGAUUAAAUGUGAGGAUAUUUCCUACAAACCCGGUCCUAAGUCUAACCGGAUGAUCUCUGCCUCUCAACCAAUUGACCUCAAGGAUGACUUGGCUUUGGUUAGGAGAGAAUUGCUCAAAUCUAAGUACAAACAGAUUGUCACCGUUGCAGAUGAGAAGGAUAUGGAAGAAGGUGAAGUUGUCUCCAAGAGAUGGUUCCGCUUCAGUGGUGGUUCUGUCUGGCUUGAGAGUGAAAAGCUUCACAUGCUCACAAGUCGUAUUGUGUAUACAUCUUCUGGCUACAGAGAUUCUCCCACGGUAAGUUUUGUGAGGAUCCAGCUGUUUGACAAGUACUGGAAGGAGGUCAAAGGUCACAGAAUCAAAUACGUGGAUGCCUCUGAUGAAGAUUUCGAGUCCAAGUUUGAUGACGAGGAAGAAGGUGCCAAUGAGGACAAGUAUUCACUGAAAUUUCCUGUCACUUUGAACAUUCCUUUCGAAUACGAUAAGGAGAACGUUGCCUUGGCAGGCCCUGAAGACCCUAGGAUCAUCUGGAAGGACGGGCAGUACUCCCAGGAGCCGAUUGUGGUGUUUAACAUGGUUUCCAAUAAGGCUAAAGGAAAGAGAGCUGUCCAUGCGUUCUUCCCGCUGAGAAAACCUACCAAAGACGACAACCAGCUCGUGGUGUUUUCGAUUGAUGGAAAGGACACUAAGGAGAAGGAGAAGAACUGGACCCCAUUUUUUUACCACAAAGAGACGGAAGACUCUGCCCAUUCCAAGGGUGCCAUCUACUUUAUAUAUGAACUGAAUCCUCUGACUGUCAUCAAGUGUUCUCUUGAUUAUGGUCUCUGCAGGUUCAAGCAACAGAACACUGAAACUGCGAAAGUCGAGGGUGACUUGAGGGGCGGGACUCCUUUGAUCCCAAUCCCACCAGAACUGCAGAUCAAGACUUUCUCCUCAAGUGGUUUAUCUCAUGGACCAAAGAACAUUUGGAUCGGUUUUGCAAAAGCCCAUGUCGAUGCGUGUGGUUGUGCAGAAACGCUUUAUCGUCCCUCUUUGCUUCUGCUGGUAGAAGAAGGCGGGAAGUUCCGCAAGGAGCUGAUGUCCAACUCAAUCGACCUGAACAUGGAUGUUCUGUCGUGGGAUUUGACUGGUCCAUCCUGCUCCGGAAGGGCCUCCGUCCUGACGCCUAAUGGUGUGUCAUUCUGGGAGGUCAUUGGGCAAUACCAGCACGGAGGUGAAACUUUCUACACUGACUACCUCGGUUUGACUGUCACAGAGGCAGAUGCAAACGUGAAGGUGGUGUAUCUCAAGGGCGUGUUGGAUUACAUUUUAGGUAUGUACCAGACCACUCCAGUGGCCGAGGUGUUCCUCGACGAAGAUGCCUACAAGAGGACGAAAAAGGCUACUGAGUGUGUUCUUAAGGCCACCCAGAAGUACUGCUCGAAAUACUCUGAGAGCCACAAGUACACCAACUCAUGA